Molecule: messenger RNA, 1076 nt
Organism: Mustela lutreola (European mink)
Lineage: Eukaryota; Metazoa; Chordata; Mammalia; Carnivora; Mustelidae
Gene: OPALIN
Product: oligodendrocytic myelin paranodal and inner loop protein
Exons: 7
Coding region: 608-883 (91 amino acids)
Cellular component (GO): plasma membrane; cell-cell contact zone
Source: RefSeq, a predicted model, not a curated record
CUCAGAGUGGGGAUCCCAUUGUUUUCUAAAGGGCUGCUGGCCGCAGAAGCCACUGAGCUCUCGAGCCAGCCGUGGGUUCUUUGCUGAGAUGGGGGUGUAGCUGAGGAAGGAGCCUGGAAAGUAAGAGGAGAAAAAGAAAACAAAGGGGAUGGGUGAUGGGGCCAUCCACAGUGGCCUUGAAGCAGGACACCAUCUCCCUGCGGGAUGGGCAGACGACUCGGCUACUCCCCUGCCCAUAAAUGGCCAGAGCUCCCAUGGGGCCACCCCUUUGCCCCGCUACCCUGGCUCUCCCAGGCUGUUGCUCCUACAAAUGGGAAGCACAAGCCAGCAACACCAAGAACAGAGCUCGCCGAGGGUGCUGCUGGAGAAGGUUCUUGGGAGGCCAUCAGAAAUGAGUUUCUCACUGAACUUCACGCUGCUGGCCAACACGACUUCCUCCCCACCUGCUACAAGUGGGAAAGAAGCAGUAUGUUACAUACGAGAGUUGAGCAUUUAUAGGGAUUCUGCAGAUUAUCUUUGAUAUUUCCAGGACUGUGGGCCCUCGCUUGGAUUAGCUGCAGGCAUCCCAUCCCUGGUGGCCACAGCCCUGCUGGUGUCCCUACUAUUCAUGCUGAUCCGCCGAAGAAGAAGCAGCAAUGAUUCCUCUGAGGAAAUUGAGAGGCCAUGUGAAAUUUCAGAAAUCUAUGACAAUCCCAAGAUUGCUGAGAAUCCUAGGAGGUCACCCACACAUGAGAAGAAUCUGAUGGGAGCAGAAGGAGCCCAUGUAUAUGUGAAGACUGUAGCAGGAAGCGAGGAGCCCAUGCCUGACACUUACCGUCCCACCGUCGAAAUGGAGAGAAGGAGGGGAUUGUGGUGGCUUAUGCCCAGGUUGAGCCUGGAAUGAUACAGUUCGAUCAAGGAGCAGAAUCUAGAGCUGGAACAGAGCUGAAAACCCAGGGAUUUGUGCUCAGAGUGAUAAGAGAUGCCAAGCUGCUUCUUAACCAAUCCAAAUUUCCUUUGAAGAUCUGGAAAACUUUUGGGUUGGUUUGUCUCUGUAGGUGACAGAGCUAAGGGUUCAUUCCAACACUCAGAUCUUG